This is a messenger RNA of Haliotis rubra (blacklip abalone), 1754 nucleotides long. Its product is annotated as b(0,+)-type amino acid transporter 1-like. Gene Ontology annotation, cellular component: membrane. Gene Ontology annotation, molecular function: L-amino acid transmembrane transporter activity. The record is from RefSeq and is a predicted model, not a curated record. Gene Ontology annotation, biological process: amino acid transmembrane transport. NCBI's taxonomy places the organism in Eukaryota, Metazoa, Mollusca, Gastropoda, Lepetellida, Haliotidae. The transcript has 8 exons. The coding region runs from base 1 to 777 and encodes 258 amino acids.
AUGUUUGCAUAUGGAGGAUGGAACAACGUCAAUUUCCUAAUAGAGGAGGUGAAGAACCCUCGGAGAAACGGCCCAUUGUCGAGUAUCAUCGGUGUAGCGAUAGUUGCUGUUGUCUACAUCCUCACCAACAUCUCCUACCUUGCUGUCAUGACCCGUCAGGAGCUGUAUCAGUCAUCGGCUGUCGCACUGACCUGGGGAGACAGGGUCCUGGGUUCAGCCUCCUGGAUUAUUCCGAUCUCUGUCAUGAUGUCAGUGUACGGCAGCGCUAAUGGUGGGAUGGGAACAGCUUCUAGAAUACAGUUUUCAGCAGCCCGUGAUGGGAACUGGUGGGAGUUCCUGUCCUAUGUCAACGUGAAGAGGUACACGCCCAUGCCAUCAAUCAUUUGUCACGUGCUCAUCUCUGCCUUCAUGACGCUACAGGGAACCGUCACCAGCCUCAUCAACUUCCUCAGCUUCACCCAAUGGGCCUUUUACUGUACCUGUGCUCUAUGUUGUCUUGUGCUGAGGUUCAAAAUAAAAGACGACCCGAAACGAAUAAAGGUUCCAAUCCUCAUCCCCAUCUUCUUCAUGCUGUGGUGUCUGUUCCUGGUCGUGGCACCUAUUGUAGAGAAUCCCCAUAUUGAGCUACUGUAUGCAACCAUAUUCGCUGUUGGUGGCCUUGUCGUCUAUUUCCCACUCAUCCACUUCAACUUGAAACCGAAAUGGUUUGAAAAGAUAGAGAUGUAUCUUCAACUACUGAUGGAGGUUGCACCAAGUAAAUACGUGGACUCAUACUAAAUAGAUGGACCACAUCUUCACAUAAUCAGAUUACAGAGAACAUUUGGAUGCCAAAAAGGAAAAACUGAGCCAGUUUGUACACGCCCAUCACUGUUCGAGCUUCGUCGCAACCUGGACCUGAGUGCAUUCCAAGCCAAUCGCUUUGAGUAAGCAAACCCAGUUUGAAGCUCACCCUCUUCUCCUCUUCCAAAUUGGCGACGCAACUCCUACUUAAUUGCCUCGCCCUAAGGAAGAACUGUUGGUGAAAAUGAGGAACAAACUGAGGAAGUUGCAAUGUUAGCUGCUUAUUUACAAGUUGAUCCAGUCAGCUGUCAAACUCAACUUCCUGCGGCCGCCAUUUUGGUUUGGGACAAAAGCGACCUCAGCCAGCGAUUUGUGCGACUCAAAUUGCCUAGGUCCCGAUCCACAAAGCGUUCGUAACGUUACGACCUGUCGUAACCCCAUACUUUAUCAAAAGUCUUGCGAAAGUCGUAGCGCUACAAACGUUUGGUGGACGGGAUCCUGGACUUAAGCACCACAUGCUUUACAUCGCAUACAAGCGGUUUGUAUUUACAACGCACCUCGUCUCUAUCGCCAUGGCCAUCACAGAUAUUCACCCUGGUGACGACGUCAGAGGACUUUGCAUUUCCCUGCUUUUCUUUGUCUCAUCUGAUAGGCUUCUGUACGUCAACAGACUGAAGAAUUUCGAAGACGAAUAUCUUCAGACGGUAGCACGGGUAGCUGUCUCUUCCAGCCAGUAUCUCACCUGUGAUGUUGCUGUCACGUUUGUAUUUAUCAGCGGUAACUAAUAAUUAUUGUUCUAACAACCAGGUGUAAAAAAACAUGCAUUCGUUGUUUUACUAAUCCUUUUUCUUCAAUAAUUUAUGAAACACAAUACAUAAUUAAUGUUACUUUGUUGUUAUAGCUAAUCUUUUACCAGUCGACUGAAACGUGUAUCUCUGUAAAUACGAUACUUCCGAAAUAAAUUUAUUUCCACG